Sinocyclocheilus grahami is the source of this 787-nucleotide messenger RNA. Its product is annotated as secretogranin-3-like. Gene Ontology annotation, cellular component: secretory granule membrane. The transcript is spliced from 4 exons. Gene Ontology annotation, biological process: protein localization to secretory granule. Bases 281 to 772 code for a protein of 163 amino acids. The record is from RefSeq and is a predicted model, not a curated record. Lineage: Eukaryota; Metazoa; Chordata; Actinopteri; Cypriniformes; Cyprinidae.
CCCUCAUCCAUGAGCUGCUGGAGUCAGGGCCCGUUAUACACGAGGAGCUCCCAUCAGCUUAUCCGCUGUUAAUUAUAGCCAGCGACCUGGUUUCAGCACUGCAGGCACUCAACAGCUCCCGCGGAGCUAAAGCCCUUGCGCUUAUAGAGGAGAGGCGCAGAGAGCGCGCGGCAUCCUGCCAACCCCAGCGCGCUCCACAAAGCCAAACCAACGGCGCGUUUCUCUUCACAGAGGACAACAGAGAGAGCGAGAGAGAAAACAUCUGAACCCCAGCUGAAGGAUGGCGUCAAAACGCGUAGGGAUGGUGGUUGUCCUUGCUGUGAUAGCGCAGAUCAGCGCGUUUCCCACACCUGCCGGACCCGACGAUAAGAGCAUGUAUAACCGAGAGCUGACUGAAGAGAAGCCAUUAGAACAGCAGAUUGCAGAAGCUGACAGCAUCAAGAAGGCAGAACCCAAGCCAACGCCACCAGCUGAGGCAGAGUCAAAAUCUGAGGAUGAAGACAUCACUUUCCUUAAGUCUCUGGCUGAGAAGUCCAAAGAGUCAAACAAUGAGACUCCCAUCUCAGAUUCUGUGGAUGAGCGAUACGGUACUGAUGAGGCCGACACUACCAAAAACAGAAGACUGGCCGAUGAUUAUGACUCUACUAAGAAUGGAAUGGACUACAAAUACCAAGGUAAGAACUGCAACUACCAAGCUGGCAAAGCCUUAUUCAGAAGAGCACAUUAUGUAGUAUGUGUACUUUGCAAAGUAUGUUGUUUGCACUUUCACUGACUGUACACAAUGCAA